AUGGCUAACACACAAAUAUAUUCCGCCACGUAUUCGAACGUGCCCGUGUUCGAGUUCGUGACUUCCGAAGGUCCAAUCAUGAGACGGAAACUGGAUUCAUGGAUAAAUGCCACCCACAUUUUGAAAAUCGCCAAGUUCCCCAAGGCCAAACGUACUCGAAUCUUGGAGAAGGAUGUCCAGAUCGGCGUCCACGAGAAAGUACAAGGUGGGUAUGGGAAAUAUCAAGGGACGUAUGUUCCGCUCGACUUUGGCGAACAGAUUGCCAAGAAUUUCGGGGUGUAUGAGGUACUAAGACCGAUUUUUGAAUUUAGAUAUAUCGAGGGGAAAUCUGAAACUCCCCCACCUGCUCCCAAACACAACCAUGCCCUGGCAUUAAACGUAGCCAAGCGACAAGCACAACAGCAGCAGCAGCAGCAGCAACAACAGCAACAGCAACAACAACAACUGCAUGCAGGCAAUAAACGAACAAAGUCUGGCUCUCCACUUGAACCCAAAAAAAGAGGAAGACCUAAACGUGUUGCCCUCAGCCAAACACCAACCUUAAAACAUUCAGAUACUACACCUUUGGAACCACAAGUUUCCGGGAAUUAUACCGGGUAUAACCCCAAUGGAGGCGCUUCCACGAUUAAGACUUCAUUCGUGGGUAUGUUGCCAGCAUUGACUCGACAAGACACUGAACAAGAUGCCCCACUUCAUUUAAUGAACAUGAAUCUUAAACAGGAGGAUUUACAGGCCGUGGAUAGUGAAGUUGAUGACGAUGACAGAAACGAAGAACGAUAUUACCCCAGCGGGAAUGGCGAUUUACAUCCCUUGGUAUCCCAUCAUGAUGACUUGCUUACUAGCAAAGAAUUAUUUGGAGUUUCACGAGAAUCAUUUGAAAAACCAGGGAGACCAGCAGGACCAAAUGAUCCUUACAGCUUACAGCAAUAUCACCAGCCGAGUGGAUUCUCGUCUAGUCAAGACAUCUAUUCCAAAUACUUUUCCAACUUGUUGACAUACUUUCUCGAUGAGGACAACAACAAGGCACGAACAGCCAUUCCAGAAAGUCUAGUCAACCCACCACAACCAUUGAGUAAAAUUAACAUUGAUCAACCGAUAGAUAAUGAUGGAAACACACUUUUCCAUUGGGCCUGCUCCAUGGCCAAUAUACCCAUGAUUGAAUUCUUGCUCCUGACAUUUCUGGAAUUUAUUACUCCAGAUAUACGGAAUAAUCAUGGUGAAACACCGUUGAUGUUUCUUGUGCGGUUUAAUAAUUCAUACCAGUUGCACAACUUUCCUCUGAUUUUACAGCUAUUAUUGGAGUCGAUUUUAUUGGUUGAUGCAUCAGGAAAAACGGUGUUGCAUCAUAUAGUCCACAUUGACCAUGAGGGGAACAAAAGCGACAAAAAGAAAGCAAACAAGGAGAAGUUCGCGCGAUAUUACAUGGAAUGUUUGUUUGAUAAGAUAAUUGAAGAAGAAGGACAUACAGAGAAUGACGAGGAGGAAGGAGAGCCCGAGGGAGAUCAAGAGAAAAAACAGUUGAUUGCCAAGUUUAUAAACCAUCAGGAUGCCGAUGGAAACACGGCAUUUCAUAUUGCAGGUUAUAAUUUGAAUAAAAAGUGCAUCAAGGUGUUUAUCAGCUAUCAUCGAUACAUCAAUUUCAAUUUGCGGAACUUGGUCUCAUGCACUGUGGAAGACUAUUUGGCCAGUCAUAAUUACGUGUUACGUUUGGAUGAGGAGGAUAAAGACGACGACCAGGAUGAGGAGAACGGCGGGGUUUCCACGUCAGAACAUUUGUUAGUUUCUUCUGCGAACGGGUCCAGAUUCAAUAAUCAAUCGUUUGAAGCUAAUUUGUACAAAUCGAAACUUGCAGUUAAUCUCCACAACACCACUUCCAAUUUAAUCACGGAGAAGAUGGCAGAGUUGGCAUAUAUAGUGGACAAGGAGUUGAGCGAAAAAGACGAAGUGAUAUUAACCUAUUUUAAAAUUUUGCAAAAGGUGAACCAAGACAAGUUGGCAUCACAACGAGAAGUCUUGUCGUUGUUUAAAUUAGACUUUUUGAUUGACGAACUAGAAAAGGAGGGCCGUGGUAACGUGGACGAGAGUAGCCAAGAGAGCAGUAGUCAACAACUGGACUUGAACAUUGAUUUAAGCAAGAAUCAAAUAGUUCAGGAGGAGAUUUAUCGGUUGAUUAACGAUUUGACGUUUCAAUAUUUGCAAAAGCGCAAUGACUUGGACGAGGUGAUGAGUAGGUAUAAGGAAGUCAAAGCUAAGGCGCAUGCUGCCGCGUUGAAUCGGUUGAUAAGCAGCUAUCAAGAUGACGGGGAAGACGUUGACAAAUUUGCAUUAACCCAAGAAUUGCAGCUGCAAAUCAUAAAACAGAGACAGUUACUGGACCAGAUUUUCAACCAAGAAAAAGAUGUUCCGCGAUGUCGCGAGGGCCACAACCUGAUUAUGUCAAAGUAUGGAGACAAUGACAAGUUGAGCAAAUACUGUCAACUAAUAGCCAUAUGCUGCGGGAUGGGUAUAGAUGAGGUUGAGAGUUCGAUUGAUCUAAUUGAACAGUCGUUGACAAGUAAAUAG
Molecule: messenger RNA, 2562 nt
Organism: Spathaspora passalidarum NRRL Y-27907
Lineage: Eukaryota; Fungi; Ascomycota; Pichiomycetes; Serinales; Debaryomycetaceae
Gene: MBP1
Product: transcription factor
Exons: 2
Coding region: 1-2562 (853 amino acids)
Cellular component (GO): SBF transcription complex; MBF transcription complex
Molecular function (GO): DNA binding; protein binding; transcription regulator activity
Source: RefSeq, a predicted model, not a curated record